Messenger RNA from Mizuhopecten yessoensis (Yesso scallop), 1064 nucleotides. RefSeq names its product filamin-A-like. Lineage: Eukaryota; Metazoa; Mollusca; Bivalvia; Pectinida; Pectinidae. The record is from RefSeq and is a predicted model, not a curated record. Gene Ontology annotation, biological process: actin cytoskeleton organization. The transcript has 4 exons. Bases 253 to 843 code for a protein of 196 amino acids. Gene Ontology annotation, molecular function: actin filament binding.
CUUAGUCUAUCAUGUACAGUACAAUACACUAUAAUGUUAUUAUGCAUUGGUAAAGAAAAAUGUUUUAGAGUUUUUAUAAAAUAUUCAUUGUUGGCUGAGGAGUUUACUAGUAAACAUUCACUGUUUUUUUUUUAUCAUACUGUAGAAAACAGGAAAAUUACUAUAUUUUUGCUUCUUUACUAGACAUUUCUAGAAUACUUUUGAAGGACAAUUCUAAUUCCAGCUUCAUCAGGUGUUAAAGUUCCUGUCAAAAUGAUGGCAGAUGGCAACGAGCAAAUUGUUACCUAUACCCCAAAAGGUGCAGGAGAGCACACGAUUAAUGUCAAGGUAGGCUACCACCAUUUAGGUGAUAGUCCCUACAAGGUGAAGGUCUUUGACCCCAGAAAGGUCAAGGCUAUUGAUAUCCAAAAGAAAUGCUACACUGGGAAUACCUGUACAUUUCAAGUUGAUGCUACUGAAGCUGGAGACGGUAUCCUGGAGGUGGUGAUCCUUUGUGAGGGGAAGACCAUACCACACAGACUUACCUCCCUUGACAACGGCUUCUACGAGGUGUCGUUCACGGGGGAGGAGCCUCAACGUCACAGGAUCCACAUAACUCUUAAUGAGGAACUUGUCAAAGGAAGCCCGUUCUGGAUAGAGUAUGUGGACGAGAUGGAGGAAAUGCUGGCGGAGUUUGAACGUCAACAGUUCGUACAGAUACGUACACUAGCAGGCAUUACAUUCAGGGGCACGGCCGGGAUGAUAGAUCAGUUCAGCACGGAAAUCAUAGGUACAGGGAAACAGUUGUACUGGACAACGUUAUCGAAGCUGGAUUGUCAUCGUCAUGUUUUGAGUACAAGAUAACUCUUUUUUUAAAGUAGUCUGUGUCAAGACUGCUGCAUAUUUCUUUUUAAAACGAUAUAUAUGUCAUGGCUGUCGACCCUCCCUCAUAAGGAGGGAAACUCCCUCAUUUUUAUCAAAAUUUUCCAAUCUCCCUCAAAUUUUCCUCAUUCUAAUAGUCCAAACUCACAAAAAAUCAAAAUCUACAUCCUGUGGUCAAAUGAUCCCCUUGUUGACAAUGCAGG